Pseudomyrmex gracilis is the source of this 4405-nucleotide messenger RNA. It is a transcript of the gene Ube4A, whose product is annotated as ubiquitin conjugation factor E4 A. Gene Ontology annotation, biological process: protein polyubiquitination. NCBI's taxonomy places the organism in Eukaryota, Metazoa, Arthropoda, Insecta, Hymenoptera, Formicidae. Gene Ontology annotation, cellular component: nucleus; ubiquitin ligase complex; cytoplasm. The record is from RefSeq and is a predicted model, not a curated record. Bases 154 to 3267 code for a protein of 1037 amino acids. Gene Ontology annotation, molecular function: ubiquitin-ubiquitin ligase activity. The transcript has 14 exons.
UGACAUGGCUACGUAGUUGCCAAUGUGCACCGCCUAUGAACAUUGCGCUGGCUUAAAGAGCGGAAAAGUGAUUACACAUUCUCUCGUGAGCCUGGCCGCUCUCAGUUUUCUCUCUGCUGUUACAAUGAUUUCGGUAUAAAAAAAACUGCAACUAUGUGCGACGAUUUAAAGAGCAACCCUUUUGCUGGAUUAUUCUCGACAAAUAAUGAUGCUGUAUCAUUCUCGUCGCAGCAUCCUGCCAAUGCGAGUAACAAAAGCUGCAAUACUGAUCGCACCGAAUUAUCGUUGGACACAAUUAAGGAUAAGUGUGAGAACACAACGGAAUCGGUAAUUUCGAGUGACAAAGUCGAUCAGCUUCUGGCACAGGUAUUCGGCUUAACGUUGCGUCGAGAUAACUUUGCUCAAAGAUGUCUGGUGUUUAUUGAUGCUGAUUCAAUCGGAAACGCCGUCUUCGAGCGCUUGAUGUUGUCAAAUCCCAGAUCUGUGUUAACAAAUUAUAAUAAUGAUAAAUGUGCAAAGGAUAUCGAUAAUCAUAUCGUUGAAACAGAGGUUAUAACUUAUCUUUACGAGUGUUACUGUCGUCUAAAGCGUUAUCAGACAGACAGCUGUCUGGAAGAUACUAAACGAAACGCUUGUCAAAUUGUACUAAGAAAUGUCGAUACACUUUUAGAAGAACCUGAUUUAUUUCAAAAUCAGAAGGUUUAUGAUCAGUUUGUUGCUUUAUUUACUGAUGACAUUGUAUCAAAGUCAGAAUUACUUGCAUUUGUUAGUGAUAUAGUGGAAGAAGUAACAAAUGCAAAUCCAGAAAGUGAUAUAGAGGACAUAAUCACCAAGUCAUUCAGUCCUAUUCUUGAUAUUGUUCAUAAAAAUGUAGUUCAAAGCAACCUCUUUACCUUUCGUCAACAGUGGUUUGAUUUAUUAUAUGUGUUUUCCACUAUUGAACCAUUAGGAAAGUUAAUACUUCGUCAUAGCACACCAAAAAAUAAUCAAGGCUGUGCAUAUUCGGAUACAUUAUUGGGUGCAUUCUUUAGCAUAAGCUGUCUACCAAAAACAGCUAAGGAUCCAUAUGAUUUGUUUGAUAAACCUUUAUGGCAACAAAAUACUGUAAUGGAAGGUACCAUAUGGACAGCCAUGAAUAGCUUAAAUGAAGCUCUGCAUAGAAUCUUUCACUCUUUACUUAAGUGCUCCACAGAAGUUCGUCAUUUAACUCUUCAAUGGCUGGGUAACUGUCUUCAUAUGAAUGCAAAUAGAGGAAAACUUUGGAACUCUCAUAUGGAAAGAGGAUUAUUGGGAGUGCUGUGUGUGUCAGAUGGUUUUAUGCUCAAUAUGGGUUAUGUAUUGUUGCGGCUUUGUCAACCAUUUUGUGUUAAAGUGAAUGAAACCAAAAUACCAAAGAUAGAUCCUACAUACUGCAGUGCUGAGGCAAAAGAUGAAACCGAAAGUCUACACCGUGGUAUACAUCUGAAGGGCUUGAAUUCGGAAACAUGUUUGAUACCAACUCUGGAAGGUGAAACUCGACCAGUUGCAAAAUCAUUUGGAUUUACAACAGAAUGUUUUUUCCUUACGCAUCGUGCGUUAGACCUUGGCUACAGAGUUAUACUGGAUAAAUUUUUCAAAACGAAUCAAGAUUUAGGUAGGAUACAAAGAGCUUUCAAUGAUGCUCGAGAUGGCGGUAGCUCGGAAGUACGAGAUCUUAUACUACAGCGAAUGAAUACUGAAUUGGCAAAGUGCUUAUCUCUUAAAGCAAGUCUUCAAGUGCCGGAAAUGUUGGAGCAUUUGGCGAAAUUCCAUGCAAUGACGGCGUUUUGGCUGGUACAAGUAAAUCUACACGUUGUAAAUGAAAAAGAAGACAAUUUUGCGCCGAAGCAUUAUAAGCCUGUUACAUUCCCAUUACCGGAAGUUGUUCCAAUUACAUUAAGAUGCAUACCUGAGUUUGUAGUAGAAAAUACCAUCGGAUUUUUAUAUUUGUUACGUCGCGUAAGUUCAAACACAUUUGAGGAAGAAGGUCCGAAUUUUUUGAAUCCGAUCUUAACAGAGAUUAUAGUUUUGAUGGAGUCUCAGCAUCGUCUGUACAAUCCGCACUUGCGCGCACACUUGGCUGAAAGUUUGGAAUCACUCUUGCCGACUACGGACGAAAACGUUAUUUCGCCUUCUCCUAAUUUAGGAACAUUUCACAGAGAACAGUUAUUUAUUACUCAUCCACAUAGGCAACAGAUAGUUGUAAAUUUGCUACACGUGUUCGUAAGUAUCGAAAUGACCGGACAGAGUGUUCAAUUCGAGCAAAAGUUCAAUUAUCGUCGUCCGAUGUAUAUCGUCAUGGAUUAUCUGUGGAAACUUGACGAGCAUCGCAAAAACUUUGUUGUUUUAGCUAAAGAAGCAGAAAGCAAUAUGGAAGCCGUUCAACCGCCUUUAUUUCUACGUUUCAUUAAUCUCCUAAUGAAUGAUGCUGUUUUUCUCUUGGAUGAAGCCUUAUCAAAUAUGGCACAAUUGAAGCAGAUGCUUCAAGCCAGGGAAAGCGGAGAAUGGAAUAAUUUACCGCUGAACGAACGCGAACAACAGGCACAAUAUCUUCAGCAUAUUGGUAUGAUUGCUCGUUUCGACAAUAUUCUAGGCAGAAAAACUAUACAAACAAUAAAGAUGCUAACUACCGAGAUAAAGUCUAUCUUUUGUCAUCCGACCAUGGUGGAUCGUAUCGCUUCUAUGCUCAAUUAUUUAUUACUACAAUUAGUAGGUCCGAAUAAAAAAAAUCUUAAGGUAAACGAUCACAAGGAAUACGCGUUUGACCCGGCGAAUUUAGUGUUGAACAUAUGCGAAAUAUAUAUUAACCUGAGUAAAAGUGAAAGCUUCACAUUAGCUGUAUCGCAAGAUGGACGUUCUUAUAGCUCAGAACUCUUUAAACUUGCGGAAAAUGUACUUGUUCGUAUCGGCGGUGUGGGAAUUUUGGGAGAUCUUGCUCUGUUUGCAAAAAGCGUGAAAAGAGCUGCAGAUCAAAAGAAGGAAGAGGAUGAAAUUCUGACAGGUAUCCCUGAUGAAUUUUUAGAUCCGAUUAUGUCAACUGUCAUGAACGAUCCUGUAAUUUUGCCAUCAUCGAGAAUAACAAUCGAUCGUCAAACUAUAGCAAGGCAUUUGUUGAGUGAUCAAACUGAUCCUUUUAAUAGAUCUCAACUUACUAUGGAUAUGGUGAAACCAAAUGUCGAACUGCAGCGGAAAAUAAAAGAGUGGAUUUUGCAGAAAAAACAAGAGAAAGCAUUAAGCAUAAAUACAUAAUUUAUUAUUAAUUACUAUUUUCUAGUGAAACACAAUGUCAAACAAGUAAAGAACAAAUUGUAAGGUAUUAACAAGUUGACUGCCGUCGCGCAAAAUUUGUCGAUUGUUUUACGAUAUUGAUACGAUAUGCGUAUCUGUGUUGUCUCACAAAACUCGACGUAGCAGUGACCGUGUUAAAACUGAUGAUGCACAUCGAUAUGAUAACAUUUCAAAAAAUGAAACAAACAGAUGAACAUAAAUUUUAUUAUUUGUUUAAUCUAUUUACGACAAGCAAUUUUGUAUACACACUUGGCAAUGUACAUAUAUAUAUAUAUAUGUAUAAUAUAUAUAUAUAUAUAUAUAUAAAUUAUACAAAGGGUUAUACCCUUAUAGAAAAAAUGUUCAACUAUUGACUGUAACGUAUGAAAUCACGUUCAACUUGGCCGUAAACACUCAAAAUUGAACGUAUAACGCUGAAUAUUGAAAGUUUACGGUCAAGUUGAACGUGAUUUCGUACGUUACGGUCAAGAGUUCAACGUUUUUUCCGUAAGGAUAAAUAAAUAUAGAAUCACCACAAUUAGCAAUUUUAACUAAUAUAUAAUAAUUAUUUAAUACGAUAUAUUAUGGUGUUAUUAUAAAUAAUGUCAACAUAUGUCAGUGUUAAAUAAUGCAAAUUCUAUAAAUUUCUGCAUUAUAAAAAAUAAUUAUAUUUAGUACAAGAUAUAUGUCGCAGUAUAUAUUAUAUUUUAUGUAUGUUAUAAUAUAAUAUUAUGAAUAUAUAGAUUUAAAAGUAUUCAAAAAAAACCUGUCUAAGUUUCAUAAUUUUUCGAAUUUCUGUGUAUGCUGAGGUGGAUUUGUUGCGUAAUCUGUGCAUUAUUUACAUUUUAAUUCAUUAUUAAUGUCAAACGUGAAGUUAAUAAAUUGUGUCACAGUAUAUACGUAUAAUUUACAAAAUAAACAAUAUAAAAAAAUAAGAUUUGCAGCAUAUGUUUACAUAUUUUUGUAAUAAUUGAGAUAGCGUGUAAAAUAGUGAAACAGUUUUUUAUAACAUUAAAAAUAUGUAUACUCUCCACAUAUAUAUUUAAUGAAAACUAUAUAAUAUAAAAAUAUGUAGGUUUUUUUACAAAUUUCUCAUAAGAUCAUGAAAAUUUGUGACAAA